Molecule: messenger RNA, 1103 nt
Organism: Cyprinodon variegatus (sheepshead minnow)
Lineage: Eukaryota; Metazoa; Chordata; Actinopteri; Cyprinodontiformes; Cyprinodontidae
Gene: timp4
Product: TIMP metallopeptidase inhibitor 4
Exons: 6
Coding region: 220-894 (224 amino acids)
Biological process (GO): negative regulation of membrane protein ectodomain proteolysis; negative regulation of endopeptidase activity
Cellular component (GO): extracellular matrix
Molecular function (GO): metalloendopeptidase inhibitor activity; protease binding
Source: RefSeq, a predicted model, not a curated record
UGCGACCCUCUCAGCAUUCAAGGCCAGAGUGUGAGGGGAUUGGGCUAUUGUGAGCCUCUCUGUGUGUUGUCUAGAGAGGGGGGGAGCAAGAAAGAAGAGAAAAGAGAGCAGCAGUAGCCUUCAACUCGAGUUAUUUGCUGAGGCUUGAAUUCAGAGUGCAAGAAGAGGCUACAGAGCAUUCAUCAAGUGGCCGAACAGUGAAAGGUAGCCAGAGCUGUCAUGGCUGUGUCCCAGGACAGGAGUGCGUGUCUGAGGCUGGUGGUGCUUCUUUUGCUUGGUGUCGGCAUGGAGGAAGUUGUGGAGGGAUGUAGCUGCAACCCAGCACACCCACAGCAGCUCUUCUGCAGUGCUGAGAUUGUGAUAAGGGCAAAGAUCUCCGGAGAGAAGAUUGUGUCGCCUAGCAACAGCUCCUCACCUUACAUGAAGAUGAUCCAGUAUGAAAUCAAAAUGAUCAAGAUGUUUAAAGGUUUUGAUAGAGCCAAGGACAUCCAGUAUGUGUACACCCCCGUCUUCUCCUCACUCUGUGGAGUAAAACUCGACUCCAAUAAUAAAGCAGGGUAUCUGCUCUCAGGAAGCAUGUGGAGCGAUGGACGGAUUUCUAUUGGCCAGUGUGACUUAGUGGAAUCCUGGGACAACUUAUCGCUGUCACAAAAAAAGAACCUUAACUACAGAUACCAGAUGGGUUGUGAAUGCAGGAUCAACACAUGCUACACGGUACCAUGUGUGUCUACAGGUGAGAACGAGUGCCUGUGGACAGACUGGCUGCUUGAUAACAGUCUGAAUGGGGAGCAGGCUCGGCAAUAUGCCUGCAUCCGACGAUCGGACACGAGCUGUAGCUGGUAUCGGGGUGGGCCUCCACCUGAGAAGGACUUCUUGGACAUGACUGACCCGUGAUCUGUAACCCUGACUCCUGAAAUCUCUUAAGAAAAUCCCAACCCUGCUUCUGGCAUAUUUAGCAUGCAGAGUAGCAACUAAAAUGAGUUAAAAGUUAUCACAUAUUCAGACCUACUGGAGUAAAAGCUGCCUUUAAGCUACUGAUUCCAAAUUACCGGCAGCGAUCCAGCAACAGGAAAAUUACUAUUUUUGACUCAUUUCACAAAUUC